CCAUCUUCUGACCAUGGCAAGCCAGUGUGCCUUCCAGUUCGGGAUCGAGAUCGAGUUGCUCAUUGGCAGCCGUUCCAAGAACCAUAAGUCGUGGAUGUCUCUGGCCGCAGAGGUGAGCACCAAGCUCGCCAAGGCCGGUAUCCCGAACCAUGUCAACGAGAGCAACGACAAGUCACUCGAGAACUACCAAGAGUGGUCCAUUGUGCAGGAGGUCACUGUGCCCACCCAAGCGGGGAAGAACCUCUGGGGCCUAGAGCUCGUCUCUCCUAUCCUCGCCACGGACACGGCUUGGGUCACGCACCUCUCGGUCGUCUUCAAAACUCUAAAGUCGUCAUUCACCCUGUCUGCGUCGGCCAACACCAGCACGCACAUCCACCUCAGCACCUCCCCGACUCUAUCCGCCACCCAGCUUUCCGCAAUCGCCAAAUCCAUCCUUUACUUCGAGCCUGCUCUCGAUGCCCUCCUGCCCGCCUCCCGCGCCUCUUCCUACUGGUGCCAGAGUAACCGCGCCAACCCAGUCCUCAAGUCCCUCUCCAUGGCACAGUGCUUCGAGUACCUAGACUACUGCUCCGACCCCAUCGACGUCGUCCGCACCAUGUGUCUGUAUCCGGCCUCCUCGGCCUACGGCCGCGCCAACGGGUACACCGAGGACUUCAUCCAUGGUGUUUACAAGUGGGACUUCUCCAACCUUGCGUACGAGGGCAGCACGGGAACGCUCGAGUUCCGCCAGUGUCCCGGCAGUCGCAGUGCGGAUGAAGUUCGCACUUGGGUCGAGCUUGCUGUUGCGUUUGCGGCUGGGGCUAUCGACGGCGCGGAGAUGAUUGAUCCGAAUGGGACGGUCGUCAUGGAGGAUCUGUGGUGGAUUGUCAGUGGCGGGUGUCAGAGCUCGGGGAUUGGUGAGCGUAGGGGCAUUGAGGCUCUGUUUGCUGGACGCGGGGGUAGUGGGAAGAAGGGGGCCAGAAAGUAGGGGUUCUUCUGUAGUUCUUUUGUAGUCAAACAAUGAAUCUUGGACUUUCGGUAAAUUGUGAGGA
This is a messenger RNA of Pseudomassariella vexata, 1031 nucleotides long. RefSeq names its product putative amidoligase enzyme-domain-containing protein. The record is from RefSeq and is a predicted model, not a curated record. The transcript is spliced from 2 exons. NCBI's taxonomy places the organism in Eukaryota, Fungi, Ascomycota, Sordariomycetes, Amphisphaeriales, Pseudomassariaceae. Bases 14 to 967 code for a protein of 317 amino acids.